Messenger RNA from Fonsecaea nubica, 1596 nucleotides. RefSeq lists its product as hypothetical. NCBI's taxonomy places the organism in Eukaryota, Fungi, Ascomycota, Eurotiomycetes, Chaetothyriales, Herpotrichiellaceae. The transcript is spliced from 4 exons. The record is from RefSeq and is a predicted model, not a curated record. The coding region runs from base 1 to 1596 and encodes 531 amino acids.
AUGCCGAUUGAACCGCUAACUCUCACCGUGGCAUGCUCCAGCCUGAUCUCGAACGUCGGAAAGGCCUCUGUGGAGAUCUACUCGUUUGUGUCCAGAGUGCGAGAUGCCCAUCGAGAUCUCGACGCUGUCCUGAAGGAACUGUCGUCCCUGGGCCUUUGUUUGGAAACGCUCCGGAACGACGCCAUGGUCACCUCCAAGCGCGUACCUCAACCCCUCGAGAACCGGGUUCUUCUCGUCCUGGUCAACACGGCCGAAGUCGUCAAGGAGAUGCGCGAGAUGUUGGACAACUUGUCCUCGGACAGGUUCGGCAAUCAGAUGAAAUGGGCCAUCUACGGGCAAAGCGACAUGAACAAGCUCAGAAGCCGGUUGGAGUCUCACAAGGCCGCGCUGGAGAUAGCUCUGGCCCUGUUGACUUUAUCUCUCACCACGGCCAUCAAGGAUGAUACAAGCAGUAUUCGCCGGAAUGUCAAGGAAACUGCCGUUGGUCUGGACCAGAUUGUCCAGGCCCUAGCGGCGUUGCCAGAACGUGUUGCCGCCCAGUUACAAGUGGGUGCAUUGAAUGAAGCAGCCAUCGUCGACACUAUCAGACCAGCUCUGCAAGAAUUGCCAGCACCAGAAGCCCCGGUGGAAAACUCUGCCCGAACCCUCGAAAGUCUUUUUCCUCCUCCACCCAUGAAUUCGGAAGAUCAAACCCCAAGCGACUUAGAUGCGGCGAUCUUACAGGCCAGCAGCCUUGCGUUGGCUCUUGUGGCUGCCAAGUCUUCAGGCCAGCCAGUCAACAGCACCCAGGACCAGUCAUCUCGGUCUCCAAAAUGGCGGAACGACAACACGCAAUCAAAGCUUCAGCAGCCGCCGCCGUUUGACCAGGUAGCGUAUGAUAAGGGGCCUGUUGCGCCGGAAGAGUCGAUGCAGGAGGAGCAGGAUCCCGAAAUGGCGAAAUCGAGGGAGGCCCGCAAGCUCGAGCCGGAGAAUAUACGUACCUUCCAAGUAAUGGAGCAUGAUCAACGACAGAUGAAAGAUGCACACAUGCAAACGGGUGUCGAACCUCUAUCCGAGCCGCCUCGCGAGAAUAAAGUGGUGACAUGGGACGACUUCCGACGACCUCAGAUGACAACAGAUUUCCGUAGCGUUCCCGUUCGGAAGAGGACUGGCAUUCGGCCUCUGGGUCUGUCGCAAUUCCUAGGCGUCUACUACGACGAUGAUGACAACCUUCGCAGGGCUCUGGGUGAGAUCGGCCUGGUAAAGGGCGGUGAAGAACGACCACGACUCCAAGAGGGCGACAACGACAACGACAAGCAACCACGUCAGCUUUUCUUCCCAAGUCCCUUUUCCGGGCCUAUGGACGAAACCAGCGAAACAGAGCGUGACAAGGCAGAUCGACUACGACCCAAGGGACCCAAGGCUGAAGAGAAUGAAGAAAAGACAAGGUUGAUGAUUGAAAAACUGCCGCAACGUGAAAAGGAGAAAUCUACAGAGAUCGAAGGUGAACUCCUCCGCCCCGGUGCAGUCCUGGAACAGGCAGUGAGGUACAACGAGGGGCAAAGACAAGAAGAUCUGGGCGAAGAGUGGUCGAAAGGCGCACCGGGGAUCGUAUAG